UGCUUCGAGCUUCCCCAGAGCUUCCUUCCAUUCACUGUGCUAUAUGCUGCUAUAACUGCAGCUUCCUCCACUCCUGUCUCUACAUUAAAGGCCAUGGGGCAAUGGUCUUCAGCUGCUUAUGAACGUUACCUCCGGCCAAUGCUCGAGCCAUCCUUGAGAAAAGCAAUGAGUGCUGCUCCUUGAUCCAUGGCUUGAAAAUAAAUAUUAUGGCUUCAAUAGCUGUUGGGCCUAUUUACAUUUAAAUACUGUAAAUGCAGAUGCGUGAUGACGCUGCAUGUGCUUGGUGCGUGUCCAAAAAGUUUGUCUCUGGUAAUUUUUUGACUUAAGUGGUCCUGACUGAACUAUGCUAAAACAAUACAUUGUGAAUAAUAUGCGCUGUUCACGGAGCCAAAUGUGAACGUAACUGGUGCCUCAUUUCAACCAUAUUUCAAAUUACACACAGAAUUCUGUAAAUACCUCCAGUUAAAGGUGCAUUCAUAAAUGCAUUCAGUUUUUAGUUUUCAUUUGGUAUCUUAGUAUGGAAACACCAUCCAUAGUGAAAAUCAGAUCCAAAACCCCUCCAAUCUCCUUCCUAUAGCAAGAUGCAUUCUGACUCUCUUCAGUGCUGUUUUGCAUCUGCUAACAGCUCGUAUGCGUACUGUCAAAAGUUUUUAAACAUUAUAAUUGGCUUCGCAUUUGGCUUUAUAUGAUCUGUUCUACAUUCGCCACUUUAAAAUGCUGAAAAAAGGAAUUACAAAAAAAAAAAAAAAAAAUUACAUCCUCAAGAUGUGUUGCAUAUGUAUCUUCCAAAAUUUCAUAAAAGAAAUGUAUCAUUGUUAAAAAAAUAUAUAUAUAUUUUUUCUAGAUUUACAGGUUGUAACUUUACUUGUUACCAUAAACACACAAUCAGCAGUCUCAUUGCUCAUGGCAACGAAUUCUAUGAAUUUUUUUUUUUUUUUUUCUUUCCCCAAUGGGGUAAUGACUAUGUCAGAGAAAACAAUAUAAGCCACACAUUAAAAGGCAUGAAACUAUUUUGAGAAAAAACAAGUCGUACUGUUUGACCUAAUCUUUAUUGGGAGAAUCAAAGGCAGAGUGAGGCAAGAUGCUGCGGUUACAUUUAUAAAGUAAAAUUCAAUGCUGAUAAAGCUGGUUGCUACGUCACAUUAGGCAAAUAUACCUUUGCUUGUGUACAUUUUUAUAAAACCCCCUUUUUAUGUUUGUGUGUUAAGCAAUGUAAAAAAAAUGUACACAUGAGCAUGCACAGGGAAAUGCUGUUUAUUUGUAAUUUUACACAAAAUGGUAAGGUGAAAUGUUUAAGACAAUAUAUAAUUAGUAAUGUCUGUUAAUUGUGUAUUAUGUUAUUAUGUUUUCAGAUUUGUGUACAGGAACCAAUGGACAACCUGACAUUCACAAACAGCAUUCUCCUUGUGGAGGGACUGAAAGUUACACGUCAGUCAUCUCAGCCUGUUUUCAUUCUCCUUCUCUUGACUUAUGUCUUUACAAUGGUAUCAAACAUUGGACUUAUAUUUCUGAUCUCAACAGAGAAGAAUCUGCAUGACCCAAUGCAUUUUCUGUUCUGCAACUUGCCACUGAAUGACAUACUAGGAACCACUGUCAUUAUGCCACGCUUGCUGCAGGAUAUUUUAAAGGACACCUCAGAGCGCUAUAUAUCAUAUGCAGAGUGUGUUAUUCAAGCUUAUUUUGUGCAUGUAUUUACAGUAGCAUGUCACUAUGUGCUGAUGAUCAUGGCCUUUGACAGAUAUGUGGCUAUAUGUAAUCCAUUGCGAUACACAUCUAUAAUGACCAAUAAAAUGGUUAUUAAAUUAUCAGCAUUUGCUUGGGGCCUGGCAAUUCUUUUAGUGACAAUUAUGAUAGGACUCACUCUGCGUCUGUCUCGCUGUAGGUAUAAAAUUGAAAACCCUUUCUGUGACAAUGCCUCACUGUUUAAACUGUCCUGUGAAAAUGUAGUCAUAAAUAAUGUGUUUGGACUUGUUUAUACUGUCGUUGUACUCAGUCUGUCAGCGAUGUGUAUUUUCAUAACAUAUGUCAAGAUUGCUACUGUAUGCAUAACCAGCAAAAACAAAGCACUCAACAGCAAAGCCAUAAAAACCUGCAGCACUCAUUUAGCUGUUUAUUUAAUCAUGUAUGUUUCUGGAGCUACUUUUAUUUUACUUCAUCGUUUUCCUGAAUACUCUGACAGCAGGAAGCUAGCUAGUAUACUGUUUCACAUUGUACCACCGGGAUUAAAUCCCUUAGUAUAUGGUUUACAAACCAAAGAGAUAAGACAAAAGAUUGUAAAACACUGGUGUAGAAAAAAGUGAAUUCCUCAAUGGAUUAUGUAUCUUCAUAACAUAGUCAAUAUUAUUUUAAUGGAUUUUGAGUGUGUGAAAAUAAUAUUUACUAAUAUUUAGCUAAGAAUAACUGUAGUACUGUAACACUGCAAACACUGUAACUAUUCUGUACUCAAAUCCUUUUCAGUAUUUAUCAGGUGUUUGUAUGAGAAUUGUUGACUUAAAAAUUGAACAAAUUUAAAUUAAGUUGUAAGCCCAUGUUACCUGGGGAAAAAAAGAAAAUAAA
Ctenopharyngodon idella (grass carp) is the source of this 2556-nucleotide messenger RNA. Its product is annotated as olfactory receptor 146-like. Gene Ontology annotation, molecular function: olfactory receptor activity; G protein-coupled receptor activity. Gene Ontology annotation, cellular component: membrane. The record is from RefSeq and is a predicted model, not a curated record. Gene Ontology annotation, biological process: G protein-coupled receptor signaling pathway. NCBI's taxonomy places the organism in Eukaryota, Metazoa, Chordata, Actinopteri, Cypriniformes, Xenocyprididae. The coding region runs from base 1335 to 2300 and encodes 321 amino acids. The transcript has a single exon.